This is a messenger RNA of Asparagus officinalis (garden asparagus), 2438 nucleotides long. RefSeq lists its product as uncharacterized. The record is from RefSeq and is a predicted model, not a curated record. The transcript is spliced from 2 exons. NCBI's taxonomy places the organism in Eukaryota, Viridiplantae, Streptophyta, Magnoliopsida, Asparagales, Asparagaceae. The coding region runs from base 561 to 2000 and encodes 479 amino acids.
UACAACGCUUCCAUGUCUUAGUUGUUCAAAGGCUGUCAGCAGCGUCUAAACAAUUAACGAAGAGUUAGAAAAAAAGAAUCAAAGUAGAGGAGGAUGAGAGGAGCGUUUGCAACGAGGGCAAAGGAAGGAGAUGCGUUGGCGAAGGAUGAUGCAACUCAGGUACGUCAUCAACCAUAUCAUGGUGUUCUUGGUUCGUCACCCCGACGUCAGGUCACUCAAGAUCUAGAGAAAGGGUAUGUCAUUUCCAAGCUUUUUAAAAAUCCUUCUUUCCCCAUUUCCAACUCUGCUUCACAAGCUCGGAUGCCAAAGCCUUGUCCCCCUUGUGCUUUUCCUCGUCCUUUCAACUCUCUCUUUGAAAACCAUCUUCCUCAUAAAAAAAACCUCUGCUUUUCCCCCAUCGCAAAAGCUUUUAGGAUUUUCAGGUUCCAGGGACAAUCAAGGGUGGAUUUCUGUUUCUCGGAAGAAAAGAGGUCGUGCUAUGGAUAGCAAGCUGUUGCGUCAUUCAUUUCCUGCAGAUUAUAUGAAUCCCAGAGAGCCUAAGAGGUGCUUCAGCUGCGGCGAUGACCGGCAUACGACUAAAUUCUGUCGUAAAGGUGCUUUUAUCUGUUUCAAAUGCCAUGAGGAAGGACAUAUUGCUAAGAAUUGUAGAUCCCAUCUACGUCCUUCAGAGAAGAAACUGGACUUUGUCUGAUUCUUCUACUCUUUGUGAUAAUGCCAUGGUUCUUUCUUCCUUUGCCGUUCUUACAAUUACAGAGGGGUCACCGUCCCUCGAGUUGAUCAAGGUUCGUCCUUCUUGGCUUUUCAAAUUGCAGAUGUGGUCAGGAAAGGUUAUCCCUAUCCUGGGGAACAGAUUUUUAGUGGAAUUUCCAUCCCUUUCUAAGUUAUCAGAGGCUGUUGAUGUUCAAUCGCGUGACUUUGAAAAGUUCAAAGGAUGGUUUGCGCCAUGGACUGAAAAUAUUGAUAUGAAAGUGGUAGAUUCUGCUUUCUAUCAAUGGAUCAAAAUUAAAAAUCUCCCUUUUCAUUUUUGGUCUAUGGAUAUUCUCGAGAGGAUUAUUGGUACUUUUGGUGAAAUGGUUAGCGGAUGCAAAAAUCUCAAAGAUAAGUUAAACGGUCAUCAAGAUGUUCGUGUUCUUGUCGAAGUAAAGGCAGCGGACUGUAUUCCAAAAACUAUUGUAUGCUCUUACACUUCUCAGAUUGAUUCGUUCACAAGACAAGUCACUUUAGAUAUCCUUCCUAUUGGUGUUGGUCAAUUAGGUCCUGAAGUUAUAGGGCUACAUCUCAAUGAUAUGAAAGCUCAAGGAGACGUGGUUUUAGAGUCCCUCUGGUCAGAACAAAUAACAGCUCCUCUGGCUGAGUUGUCUGCUACUCCUAUGGGUGAUAUUAUGGUUAAAUCAAUGGUUGACAAAGGGAAGGGUAUUCUGGAAACUGCGUCACCGGCUUUGAAAUCAGUAUAUCUUCAGGAAUCUCGAGCUGGCAAUGUGCCACCUGUAGAAAGUUUUCAAAUUCAAUCAACAGCUGUUAUGGAUGAGGAUUUUCAGCAUGAUAAUCCGGCUGCUAUUCAGGUGGAUCCGAAGACAAUUAUUGAGGAGGAGCCUUUGAAUGGCGGGAAAGCUGACUCAGCAAAUUCUAAUUCUUCAGCUACCUCCUCCCCUCCAAAACAAACUGCUACUCCUUCUGUUCAGUUUACUACUUCUGUUCCACCGGGUUUUCCACGCCGUCAAGCUUCUUCUACCUCUUCUCGUUCAGUUCGGAAGACUAUUUUUAGCAGGAAGCAUAAGAGCUUUCUCCAGCAAGCUACUUCUGCUAAAAAAAUGGCUCCAUCGACAAAGAAAGGUACAAUAGCUUCCUCUUCUUCUUCAUCAACUGCUGCUCUACCGAUUAAUUCCUUAGAUAAGAAUGCUUUCAAUCUUGUUGCUGAUAAUUGUGGUGUUACUUUAUCGGAAGAAUCUAUGGAUAUCAUCAAAUCCAAAGAAGUGGAGAGACAUGAUAAGUCUCUUUAAGUGCUUGCCGAUCGUUUAGUUUUGGGGUUUGUUUUGAUUUUGUUAUCUAUGAAAUUUACAACAUGGAAUGUUCGAGGUCUUAAUGACCCUUCUAAAAGAUGUCUGGUCAACGAUUUUUUAACUCAUUCUUUUAUUGAUGUUGCUGGCUUGCAAAAAAGUAAAUUGGCAGAUCCUACUCCAAGGAAGCUUCAAUCUAUAGGUGGUAGAAGACUUGUGAAUUGGUGUCAUCUCAAUUCUAUUGACUCAAGGGGUGGAGUUCUUGUUGGGUGGUCUGAUGAUUUCUCUCUAGUUCAAUCGUAUGUGGGUGUCUUCUCUGUUUCUGUCCAUCUUCAUCAUAAAUCGUCAAAUUGGUCUUUCAUCUUCACAUCUGUUUAUGCUCCUUAUGAUAGAGAGGACAGAGAAGUUUGUUGGUGGGAGUUAGAUCGUAUUCGAUCCAUU